AUGGUAAUGUCCUACGUGAGUCCAGCUGAAGACCUGGAGCUCGUGACAGUGCCUCCUAUGGGCUCUUGGCUCCAGACCUUCCCUUGCCUCACUCUGAUCCUGCUUCUCUGGAGCUGCCAGCUCCAGGGCCACGAGUUCCGCUUCGGGCCGUGCCAAGUGGAGGGAGUCGCUCUCCCAAGACUGUGGGAGGCCUUCCAGACCAUGAAGGACACCGUGCAAGCGCAGGAUAACAUCACGAGUGUCCGGCUGCUGCGGAGAGAAGUCCUGCAGAAUGUCUCGGGUGCUGAGAGCUGUCACCUCACCCAUGACCUGCUGAAGUUCUACUUGAACACUGUUUUCAAGAACUACCACAGCAAAAUCGCUGAAUUAAAAAUGCUGCCCUCCCUCUCUUCAUUGGCCAACAACUUUCUUUUCAUCGUGUCAAAACUUCAACCCAGUAACCAUGAAUCGCUCUCUGUCAGUGACAGCGCACACAGGCGGUUCCUGCUGUUCAAGAGAGCUUUCAAACAGUUGGAGAUCGAAGCGGCUCUGACCAAAGCCUUUGGGGAAGUGGACAUUCUCCUGACCUGGAUGGGGAAAUUCUACCGGAUCUAAAUGCCUAGACCACACUCGCUCUCCC
Messenger RNA from Octodon degus (degu), 619 nucleotides. It is a transcript of the gene Il24, whose product is annotated as interleukin 24. Bases 1 to 594 code for a protein of 197 amino acids. The transcript has 6 exons. NCBI's taxonomy places the organism in Eukaryota, Metazoa, Chordata, Mammalia, Rodentia, Octodontidae. The record is from RefSeq and is a predicted model, not a curated record.